GUGGAUUAGGGCAGCGGUAUAAUUCUUCUUCCCCCCAUUCUCCAGCGUCUCAUUGGAAAGGCGAUAUAUAUAUUUCCCACGGCACUGUCUUUGAUCCAAAAUGCCGAUCAGGAACAAUUGAAUUUAGGCCCACUUGAUAAAUGCCAAUCACCGAGGAAACAUUUACAGGAGAAAGAUGGGUCGACCAAGCGGCCGCAGCAAUGCAGAGCGACGGAUCAGCAUCCUGGCACAUCAUGGGAGGUCGUGCCGGAUUGUCCCCCGCUAGGCUGGCUAGCCGCGGGGGAGUCGGGGCUUAUAUAAAGAGACUCCGGUGUCCCUCGAGGUGGCUUAUCGCAACCCUUCAUUGCUUCCUGAAAAAUGUUCCAAUUACGCCCCAUCACAGCCGAAGACAUCCCCUAUCUGGUUGAUCUGUGGCACCUCGCCUUCACCGGCCCGAUCAAUGAACGCCUCUUCCCCGACACUCCCGGUCUGCGUGCCUGGGGGGAGCACUUCCACCGGUCCAGUCUGACUGGUCCUAAUCAGCGAUAUCUGAAGAUUAUCUCCGAUGCAGAGUCCGCGCCUCCCUUUGUCGCCUUUGUGAAAUGGGAUCUCGACACGGCAUCCCCCAACCCGGAACAUCGAUUCCCCCCGUGGCAUGCCGACUCAGAUCGGGAUUUCUGUGAUCACUUCUUCAGGGCGAUGGACCAGGCCAGGAAAACCAUCAUGCGGGGUAGAAAACAUUACUAUCUCGACACUCUGGCCACACACCCCGACUACCAGCGCAAAGGAGCGGCAUCGAUGCUCAUCCAGUGGGGAUGUGAAGUGGCCGAUCGGGAGGGAAUGCCGAUCUGGGUGGAUGCCAGCGAGGACGGAGCAGCGCUGUACAAGCGCUUUGGGUUUCAGGAUGUCAGUGUGCCCGGGGUGACGCCCGAGGGCGCCAGCUCCAUGCUGCGGGAACCUGUCCGCCGAGACACCUCAUGAUCAUACAUUCGCUUGGUUUAUUUUACAGUAUCCUAUAGUACAGUAGGUUGAUUAUAGGUCCGCCAUCUCAAUGUACUCCGUAC
Messenger RNA from Aspergillus heteromorphus CBS 117.55, 1043 nucleotides. Its product is annotated as GNAT family N-acetyltransferase. NCBI's taxonomy places the organism in Eukaryota, Fungi, Ascomycota, Eurotiomycetes, Eurotiales, Aspergillaceae. The transcript is spliced from 2 exons. Gene Ontology annotation, molecular function: acyltransferase activity, transferring groups other than amino-acyl groups. Bases 358 to 960 code for a protein of 200 amino acids. The record is from RefSeq and is a predicted model, not a curated record.